GAAAGUGGAUUGAGACAAAGCAAAUAGGGGAAAACAGAAGAGUGAAGUGGUGAGGAGGUUUGAAGUGUUCUGAUUUGGCACACGAUGCUGCUGUCGUGCUGCCCUGCGCGCUUCAAACCUGCGUGGAGCCCAUGGAGUGGGCACCACUGGUGUCCUCUCAUGUUCACAGCAACAACCAGUUGGUGUUGAGCAUCAGGUGAGCGUUUUCAGACCACAGAAACCACAGACUUCUCCCUCUUUUUUUUUUUUACGCGCGUCACUUUCAGAAGAAGAACAGAGGGAGUGUGCGUAUUAGAACAAGUAUGACCAAAGCGGAUCCGCGCCCUGACGCGCUCCUGUGAGUGCAUGUUGGACCGCUGAAAGUGUGGACUAGUAUGAAGCGCCAUGGGUUGGUGUGACCGCGGGGUUCAAACGCUGCUGGCCACCGUGGGGGCUUUCGCUGCCUUCAGCCUGAUGACCAUCGCUAUCGGCACGGACUUCUGGCUCUAUUCGCGGGCGUACAUCUGCAACAGUACCAAUGCCACGACGGACGAGACCCCACCGCAGCCCAAAUCCAAGAAAGGCGAUCUCACCCACUCCGGGCUCUGGAGAAUCUGCUGUAUUGAAGGCAUCAAUCAGGGCAGCUGUUACAGAAUCAAUCAUUUCCCUGACGACAACGACUACGACACAGACAGCUCUGAAUACCUGCUGCGUAUAGUUCGGGCCUCCAGUGUGUUCCCCAUCCUCAGCACCAUCCUGUUGAUGCUCGGCGGGCUGUGUGUCGGCUUGGGUCGCGUCUACAGCAAGACAAACAAUGUCCUCCUCAGCGCGGGGAUUCUCUUUGUCGCUGCGGGUCUUAGCAACAUAAUCGGCAUCAUCGUCUACAUAUCGAGCAAUGCAGGAGACCCAAGCGACAAACGGGACGAUGACAAGAAGUACACUUACUCCUAUGGGUGGUCCUUCUACUUUGGCGCGCUCUCCUUCAUCGUGGCGGAAACCGUGGCCGUUCUCGCCAUCAACAUCUACAUCGAGAAGAACAAAGAGGUCCGCUGGAAGGCGCGACGGGAGUUAAUCCGCUCGCUCUCCUCCUCUUCCCCGUACUCGAGGAUACCGAGCUUCCGCUACCGCCGGCGGACGUCGCAGGCCAGCUCUCAUUCCACAGAGGCGUCUCGGGAGAACUCGCCGGUGACCAACCUGAAGGGGGUUCCGUCUUCCAGUGGGCCCCUGGACGAGCUGUCCAUGUACGCCUUGGCGAGGGACAGCAUGAUGGAGAGCACGUAUAGCCCCGAACACGAGGCGACAGCAGAGUUUCUCCAGGUCCAUAACUGUUUCCCCAACGAUAUAAAGGACGGGGUGAAUCGCAGGACCACACCGGUGUGACACACACGCUGCUGAGCUGGAAGUCCGCCUGAAAGUAGACAAAAUCAGUGGACUACUUCAGUGUGACAUACCACCACCUUUAGAGUCUUGUUUUUUCAGAGAGACUCUUUUUCGUCGAAGGCUGAAAGAGAAGAGAGUCACCGGACUUCAAAAGAGCCAAUGAAAUUCAUUUAUCUGCUUUUAGACACCGUCAAAGCAGAGUAGAGUUGUAUUGUCUGUGCUGUAGCCGAUACGACCUUAGACCCCCGUCUCCACCUAGAGUUUUUUUUCUCAGCGUCAGCGUCUUUUUCCAUUACAAUGGGUAGAAAGCAUUCGCAGCAGAAAGCAGCCGCCUGGCUGAAAAGAGCAGAGCCCAGCAUCCUUUUUAACAAGCGCUCUGCUGGUUUUGUGCGGCCGCUCCCGAGUGCUCAAGUUGAAAAUCCUUCAACUUUUCAGAAAGGCUCUGGUGACAUCCCGGGCGCGCUUUUCAAAAUGAAUGAUAUUCCCUACGGAUCGUAUCUUGUACCUACAUCCUCUUCGAGUCUGCUGGGGUAAAAAACAAUCUCAAAUAUAAAACAUGCAGUAAAAAUAACAGAGCCGUGUUGGUCAUACAGCAGCCGUUGUCAACAAACUGUUGUCAUAGAGACAGGACGGACAUGCAGCGCUUUUCUUCUCAGUGUACAAACGCUUCAUGCAAACACUCCCGAGCGCGCAGUCAGUGCUUUUUUCUGCCCGGAAAAAAAAACACUAGGUGGACACGGGGCCUUUUGGAUCAAACCCUUGUUUGUGUAACUAAAACAUUGUGGGUUACCUGAGCUUGAAGUGUCAAAAUGUGCCAAUCAGCUACCUGUGAAUGACUGAACACGGUGCUUAAUGAAAUGUUGUGUUCAUCUUGAAAGUGUUCCAUUUGUGUGUGAAAUUGCUUCAAAGUGUGGACUUCCCCUUCGGAGUUUGUUACAUGUUCUCAUAAACAUUACUAUUAUCCUGCCUUACAUUCUUAUCAGGGCUGCUCCAUAUUCAACUGGUUGUUAGAUAAAGUCGAUACCAGACGAUGAUCUGUAAAUCUAUUUUCUUUAUGGGGAGGGAUUGGAAAAUGGAUUUAGCUCCAAGUCUAAAUGUUAUCAAUAACUUUGCUUGAGCAUUAUGGGGCAGCCCUAAUUCUUAUCAUAGGUUUGAAGCAGACCCCUCUGUUUCUCAGCACUGCCCUUUAUAUUUACAACAUAUGGCCUUUUAGACAGACUCAAAUUUUAAGUAUUUUUGAGCAUCUUUCUUGAGUAUGGUUUGGGAGUCCCUGUCUUUAACCAAUGCCUGAUCCUCUCUGUGGUUGAUGUGUUGAAUGUUAAGUAUUUCAUCCAGUCCUCCAAACUAUAUGAAAGAUUUUGUCUCCAUCACUGUCUCUUCUUCAAUCCUUUUCUUCUCUGACAUUUGUCAGUCGAGCAAAAUGUCAGUUCAGUCAGGAGGACCCCCUUUUUUAUUCACUUCCAUAUCAGUCCAUCUCUUCCUCCCCCCCCCCCCCCCCGUCCCCAUGGAUGUGACAUUGUGUUUGUGUGCGCUUGUCACAAAAAAAGAGCGGCUAUCAAAAAAAGCGGGGAAGCCCAGAACUGUGAAAACUUCCCCUGUCAGGACUUCCUUUUGUGUUUAAUGAAGUCCCGGCAUGCAGAGUGUGUUACGGAUAAGGAUCAGAACCAGACGGAGAACAUUUGUCUAUCUGUCACAUCCGCCUGAAAGUCCAUCUGGUUGCCCCCCCCCCCCCCCCCCCAUGUCAAACAGAGGACCCAGACAGGAGCAGAGGGAGCUGUCUACAACUGGGACCCUGAAGGAUUGGGCUCUAUUAACCAGACAUUCAUAUGUGUGUGUGUGUGUGUGUGUGUGUGUGUGUGUGUGUGUGUGUGUGUGUGUGUGUGUGUGUGUGUGUGUGUGUGUGUGUGUGUUCUGUCUUUACGUUCUCUCAGGUAACGCUGUGUUGUUUUGACAGGUUUAACACUUUGAGGUCCAUCGUUACAGUGCUGGGAAAAAAAGGACCGGUGAUAAAGAUAAACCUGUAGAGAAAAAAAAAAGAAAAAAUGCCAUUACUGUAUUUAGCUGUGAGGCUGUGCUUGAGCUCGCUCCAAGAACCAGCUGGAGUGGGAUUUUUUUUUUUUCUUCCAGUCUGAGGGCUAUUCAGCCUCUUCAGGAUUGGCAAGCGAGCUCACUCCACCACAGAAUAGUAUUUGAUUGUAUUUAGUGUGUUUGAUAUUUCAUUAAAGCUAUACCAGGCUGACGAUGUAAAAGAAAGCCAUCAGUAUGAUCCACUAGGAGUGUAGGUCAUACACUUUUAUAUUCUAGUUUGGUAGAAAUGUGUUGUUUGUAAUGUAAACAUGCAAAGUUGUA
Labrus bergylta (ballan wrasse) is the source of this 3708-nucleotide messenger RNA. RefSeq names its product calcium channel, voltage-dependent, gamma subunit 4b (gene cacng4b). Gene Ontology annotation, biological process: postsynaptic neurotransmitter receptor diffusion trapping; calcium ion transmembrane transport; regulation of AMPA receptor activity. The record is from RefSeq and is a predicted model, not a curated record. Gene Ontology annotation, molecular function: channel regulator activity; voltage-gated calcium channel activity. Lineage: Eukaryota; Metazoa; Chordata; Actinopteri; Labriformes; Labridae. Gene Ontology annotation, cellular component: AMPA glutamate receptor complex; postsynaptic density membrane; voltage-gated calcium channel complex.